AUGCCACCCGCGACAUCGGUGUGGCGGCGCAGCGGCAGCACGGCGCCGCCCUGGCUCGGGUGGGGUCCUGGCAUGGUCGUAGCACUGCGGAUGUACGAGCUUCCGAUAUCGCGUCUCCCAAAACCUCCGAGCGACUCGUUUGUCAAAAUCGCCAUGAAGUGGUUCACUCCGCUUCUCGUGAUGUCUUUGAUCUCCUUGACCCAGUCCCUGCGCAAAGAGGACACUGAGAACGACCACUUGAGCCCUGAUGGGGGCGAUGGCCGAGUGUCGUAUUAUUGCGCAUCCAUCAAACCGCAAGAUGCAGGGUCUUGCAACUACAUCAAGGAUCCGGACAUGUGUGCCGAACGCAAGGAGAUUUGUAUUUGGAAACCUUACCCGUGA
Messenger RNA from Cladocopium goreaui, 381 nucleotides. The record is from the annotation of a GenBank genome assembly. NCBI's taxonomy places the organism in Eukaryota, Dinophyceae, Suessiales, Symbiodiniaceae.